UCGUUUCUUCCCUGAAGUGUUGAAAUAAGCUUGUCAUCAAUUUGAAAGGACAUGCAUGUGACAGGAUACUAUGGUGUGGGUUUUAUACGUGGGCACUCCUUUAUAAAAGCAGAUCAGGGAGUCUGAAUUUACACUUUCAGUUUGAUCAAGUGGCAUCUUCACAAUGGUUAAAAUAAUCAUCAUCACCAUUGUGCUUUUCUUUAAGAUGUCAUACACCUUUGCUCAGUCAGAUGGGACCUUUUUGAUCUACAAUGCUUAUAAAAACCGAUGCUUAGGACACAGCCUGCAGUGGCUGGAUGUGUGUGACCCUCAUAGUGUGAGACAACAGUUCCGCUGGACAUCAGAGAACCGCAUCUUCAAUGUUGUCCAGAAGAAAUGCCUCGGCACAGGGAGCAAAAAAGAGGGAAAUACUCUGCAGUGGUACAACUGUGACGGUAACAAUGAUCUUAUGAAGUGGGAGUGCCGCACCAACUCAUUAUUUGCCCUGAUGAACGAGACUCUGUACUUGUCUGCUCAGGACAAUUCUAAUUCACUAGUACUGUCCAUAGACCCAGGAGAGAAGGGCAAGUGGACUCUUCAUGGAACAACGGAAAGCGUUUGCUCUCGGCCGUAUGAAGAAAUGUACACACUUCAAGGGAAUUCCUUUGGACGUCCAUGUCAAUUCCCAUUUCGUUACAAAAACAACUGGUAUGCAGACUGCACAAAAGAAGAUUCAGCAAAGAAGCGUCUAUGGUGUGCAAUUGAAAGUGUAUAUGAAGUUAAUGAGCUCUGGGGUUAUUGCCCAACACGUGAAAAGGCUGGUGAUGAUUCCUGGAAGAAGAACCCUCAAACAAACGUUUAUUACCAGGUGAAUGACCAAUCUGCACUGACCUGGGAUCAGGCCAGGAAGAGCUGCCAGCAACAGGGAGGAGACCUGUUAAGCAUCACUGAGCCCCACGAGCAGACCUUCAUAUCAGGGUUGAUUCAGCAGACCGGGUCAGUCUUGUGGACAGGGCUGAACAGUUUGGAUUCAUCCAGGGGAUGGCACUGGGUCAAUGGACAACCUUUACGUUACCUGAAAUGGAUGAGUGGACAACCAUCUUCUCUACCAGGCCACAGCUGUGGAGUGCUAAGUCAGCUUUAUGGCUCUGAAUGGUCCACUGCUGUUUGCUCUGAGAAGCAUGGAUAUAUCUGCCAAAGAGGCCUCAUUACCCCCACUGUUCCACCAGUUGUGCACACAGGUUCUUGCUACAGUCCGUGGAUCCCUUACUCAGGACACUGCUACUUACUCAGUCGCACAAAGAAAACAUGGCUGGAGGCAAAAGAUGCCUGUCGACGUGAGGGUGGAGAUUUGCUGAGCAUCCUUAAUGUAGAAGAACAAAGCUUCACCAUCUCACAACUGGGAUACGCAAAGGAAGACGAGCUGUGGAUUGGUUUUAAUGACCUUAAGACUUCGAUGCUGUUUGAGUGGAGUGAUCACUCUAAUGUCCCGUAUGCCUUGUGGGACGUGAAUGAGCCGAGCCACGAUUCUGCUCUUAAAGAAGACUGUGUGAUAUUGAAAGGAGAGGAGGGAAAAUGGGCCGACCAGAACUGUCAGCAAAAGUAUGGAUACAUCUGCAAGAAAAAAUCCCAUCUAAAGCCAUCCACUAAUGACACUGUUGUUUCCAGUCCUGGUUGCAAACCUGGUUGGGUCAGGUACGGCUACUACUGCUAUCUAGCUGGAUCAGAGACUAAGAGCUUUGAUGAAGCCAAACAGAUGUGUGAGAAAACUGGAUCAUAUUUGGCAGACAUUACAAACAGAAUUGAAAAUGCAUUCCUGGUGAGUCUAAUUGGAGCACGACCAGAGAAGCAUUUUUGGGUUGGAUUGUCCAAUCAGAAGGAUAAACACACGUUUGAAUGGACUAACACCAAGGCCAAGGUUUCAUUCACACAUUUCAAUGCUGGAAUGCCAGGUGGGAAACAAGGCUGUGUUGCCAUUACCACCGGAAUGCUUGCUGGGCUGUGGGAUGUGCUAAGUUGCACUAAUGCAGAGAAAUACAUCUGCAAGCAGAAAGCUGAGGGGGUGAUCACAACUGCGGCCCCCCCGACUACUCCUGCUCCCAGCUGCCCUUCUGAAUGGAAUCCAGUACCAAACAGAGAUCUGUGCUACAAGCUGUUUAUAGUAGAUCGAAGCAAGGAGAAGACGUGGUCUGAGGCUCUGGCCUACUGCCGGGAGGUUGGGGGUGAUCUGCUCAGCAUCCACAGUGCUCAUGACAUACAAAUAACCAGAGUUAGGACUGCAUGGAUUGGCUACAGCAUCCAGGACCCCUCUGCUGGGUACACAUGGAGUGACGGUUCCUCUUCAUCCUAUCAAGCUUGGAUGGAGGGGGAACCAAACAAUUUCAACAAUGUGGAAAAAUGUGCCACAGUAAAUUCACGGUAUUCAUGGUAUAGAGGAACGCCUGAAUGGAAUGAUGUGCAUUGUGAAGACAAAUAUGACUGGUUUUGUGAGAUUCGAAAAGGCGUCACACCAAAGCAAGUGGAAAUUACAGAGACUAAGAAUUAUAACAGAACAGAAGAUGGCUGGAUCAUAUAUAAGGACAAUCAUUAUUAUAUCAGUUCUUUUAGAUACGAGUCCAUGGAAGGUGGACGGAAAUUCUGUAAGAGCAAGCAUGGUGAUCUUGUGGUGAUUAAUGAUGAGGAAGAGAGGGUUUUUCUGUGGCAUCAGAUACGUAACGCUUAUUCAGGUAGAACUUAUUAUAUUGGAAUGACAAUUGAUAUGGAUAAGUCUUUAAGCUGGAUGGAUGACUCUCCGAUAGUAUUCCAGGCAUGGGCACAAAAUCAGCCGGCUUUUGCAAACAAUGAUGAGAACUGUGUAGGGAUGACCAAUUCUCAAGGUCUUUGGGAAAGUAUGAAUUGUGGGGAUGACGCACGGGUUAUCUGCAAACGAAGUGGGCCUGCUCCAAUCAAUGCUACUGUUGCCCCUACUGUGCCCCCCACUGGAGGCUGUGCUCCUGAAUGGGUGAAAAUUCAGGACAAGUGUUACAAACUAAAUCUGGAGAAGAAAAACUGGACUGAUGCCAGAUCAUCCUGCAUACGGGUUGGAGGAAAUCUAGCAUCUGUAUCUAAUUCCUUCCAACAAGACUUUUUAACCUCAAAGAUGGCAAAUGAGGAUGACAUCCCAGAUUUAUGGCUUGGGUUGAAUAGUUUGGUGUCCGGAAGAUUUAGAUGGACUGAUGGAAGUUCUGUCACUUUCACAGGCUGGUCCAAAGAUGAACCAAACAGAUAUUUCCGGAAUCGGGUGUCAGGAUCGCCAACAUGGCGGAAGAUUUCGGCUUCAUUUUCAUUGAAUGAAUGGGAAUGGAGACACGACGACGAUCUUUUUUUACAGUCUCUGUUUGGCAAGUGUGUUGCAAAUGGAGGCAGGCAAAGAUCUGAACCUGGCAAAUGGGUGACCAAGGCCUGCAGUGAAUUAAGUGGCUAUAUUUGCAGUCGGGCUCUGGAUCGCUUAAUCACCCCAACUCCCACAGAGCUGCCCAAAACGUUCAUCAAGCUUGAAAAUUCUUCUUACAUGUUCGUCCAAACAAACAUGACCUGGAAUGAAGCACAGAAACACUGUACGUCUUUGGGAGCAAAUCUGGCCAGCAUUCGGGACGCCUUUACCCAGUCCUACCUUGCUGUGCAGGUUCACAACCUCAACCUACCAUUGUGGAUCGGGCUUAACAGCAUGGAGACAGAUGGCUACUUCCGGUGGAUUGAUAACUGGCAUUUACAAAUGGAGAGGUGGGAUCAUUAUGAACCCAAGAAGGACCGUCCCUGCGUUUACAUGGACGUAAAUGGAAAGUGGAAAACUGCCCUGUGCAACCAAACCUACUACAGUGUGUGUAAGCAGUCGACAGAUGUUGCCCCUACACCACCAACUCAGUUUCCAGGCCGGUGCCCUGAGGAAACAAACGGUGAACCCAAGAUGACAUGGCUGCCUUAUAGAGGGCACUGUUAUGCAUUUGUGACCUCAGAAACAUCCUGGAGCGUUGCAUCUGGCAUCUGUCUGAGACGAGGAGGCAGUCUUGUCACUAUUCAAGACAAAAACGAGACAUCUUUUUUAGAGAAAUACAUCAGUUUAUUUGGCAAUGAUCAUAGUGACUUUUGGAUAGGUCUUUUCAAGACUCAUGAUGGACACUGGAAGUGGCUGGACAACAGUGUGGUAGAUUUCACUAACUGGGAGGAAUCUGUAAAUCCUGAUGAGAAUCAUGGUGAUUAUGAUGAUGAUUAUCAUUAUUCUUAUAGGAGUAAACAGUGCACAGUCAUCUCUUCCAGAACUAAACAAUGGAGACCAGUACACUGUGAACACAAUUCCGACAUGUACAUCUGCAAAACAGCCAAAGCAGUUAUAAGUUCAACCAUCCCAUCAGACCAACCAGUUGUUGAAUCGAGGACACAUGCUGCUGUUGUGUCGGUGGUCAUGGUGAUAUUGGUGGUAGCUGUGCUGGGUGUACUGGCCUACGCAUACUACCAAAAACCCAAAACCAGGGUCGCUUCUCCCACAGUUGUGAACCCACUGUAUUACACUACAGAAACCCUCCAGUCAGAAGAGAAAGACACCAAAAACUUAGUAAACAAUAUAUGCAUAGAUGAAUAGACAUUUGUCUGUAUGUAAAUUAUGAUAACUGGAAUUGAAAAUGGAAAUUGAUUAGAUUGAUGAGGUUUGCAAUGACAAUUAAGCUUUUAAUCGUGUAUGUUUUUUAUACCAUUUGCAUGAGCUUUGUAUAUCUGUAUAAAUGGUGUUUACGUUGGAUUUGUGUGUGGAUCACUUUACCUUAAAAUUGCCUCAUAUUGUCAGUGUUUUGUCACCUAUGCAACGAAAGACUGAACAAAGCUAAUGAAAGCUAAUGAUCAGCCAUCAUUAGAUUAUAUAAAAAUCAUUAGAAUUAGUUUUGCUUUUUUUAAUUUCACUUUUUUUAAUGCAAGCA
Astyanax mexicanus (Mexican tetra) is the source of this 4928-nucleotide messenger RNA. RefSeq names its product macrophage mannose receptor 1-like. Lineage: Eukaryota; Metazoa; Chordata; Actinopteri; Characiformes; Acestrorhamphidae. The coding region runs from base 164 to 4597 and encodes 1477 amino acids. Gene Ontology annotation, molecular function: signaling receptor activity. The record is from RefSeq and is a predicted model, not a curated record. Gene Ontology annotation, biological process: receptor-mediated endocytosis. The transcript has 31 exons. Gene Ontology annotation, cellular component: plasma membrane.